UUUGCGCAACCAUCAGUGCAGCUCCGCGCCGCCAAAGUGUCUAGACUGGCACAUGAUGGGAGGGAGCCAAUGACUCCAGCGCUCUCCUCGGGGGCCCUGCGUGUGUGUUUUAGAAGAACAAAAAAGAGAGAGCGCGGAGAAGGGGAGGGGGGACAGCGAGCGACCGAGAAAGGGAACGAGUGGCCGCUGUCUUGAGGCAGAUCUCUGCGGCACCCAAGCCGGAGGGGGGGGCGUCGGUGGAAGAAGGAGGCGGCGGCGGAAGGGAAGUCGGGGCGCUCUACCCUCGGUGGCCGCCUCUGCCCCCAGGAGCCUCGCCCGCCCGGUUCUGCAAGCCUCGGAGCGCUGCGCUUCGCGUGCAUUUGCCAUGCUGCUCCGCGCCGCCUAAAGAGAGACGGGGCGCCUUUGCUCCCGGAGCGGCGGCCCCUUCUUCGGCUUCUGCUGCUGGCGCUGCUGCGUUUCUCUCGCCCUGGGAUCUUUACAAGCGAGCGCAGCCAUGCGCGGCUCUGCCAGCCUGCUUCGUGCCCCGGGGGACGGCCAGCCUCCAACUUGGGAAGUCGUCGGGGCAACUUUUUGAAAGCCGUCCGCGCGAGGCGAAGAAGGCACCACCGUCGAGGGUCUCCAUCGCCGGCUUCGAGAGGAGAGGAAGGGGGAACGGCGGGGAGGGGAGAGAGAAGCCAAUUGGUGUGGAGGUUCUUUGGCGUUUUGCUCGUUGCAAGGCUCCGGCUUUCCUUCCUACUCCCGAAGAAGAUCUGCUUCGGCUGCAGGGAGGGAGCCAAGCCCGCGGGCGGUUUUGCCUGGCCUCGACCCUUCCUGGCUCUUGGGCUUCAUGUAGGGCCGAGGGGGCGGGUUGCGGCGGCGGAUUCACGGCUCGCCAGGACGCCGGCCCGUGGGGCUCCGCUCCAUGCCAUUGCGCCCUCCUUCCCUCAUGUGGCUGCGCGGCUGCCGCUUCUGGGCGAGUGGCUGGGCCGGGCGUGCGAGGAGCCCCAGCGGUUGCUCCGGGCGCCGCCGCCGUCGCUGCCGCAGCAGCAGGUCGCGCUGCGGGGUCUCCUUCAUGCGGUCCUCGUUUGGGAAGAUCUGAUCCGGAGCCAGGAAAGGCCAGCAGCUCCGCGGCCGGGCGAAGCGUAUGUUCAGGUCCAAACGGGCAGGGCUUGUGCGGCGACUUUGGAGAAACCGGGUCCUCCCCGACAGAGAAGGCGUCGGAGGAGGAGGAGAUGGUGGCGGCGCCGGCGCCGGCAGCAGCCUUAGGAAGAGCCAUGAGCAAGGGGGCAGCGACCGCAGGAGCCUGGAGAAGCCCCCCUUCAGCGGCAGGCGAGCGGUGACCGGCGGAGGCGCCGUCGAGGAGCCGCGCACUUUGGAGAGGUCCAUGGCGCACGGCGAGGGCGACCCUUCGGCGCCCCCCGAGGUGGAGGCGGCGGCGGCAGUAGCAGCACCGCGGGAGGAGGAUGGCGGCGGCGGCACAGAGAGGGAGAGCCCGUGGUGGGCUCAGGAGAGACACGGCAUGACUGUGACCUGCUGCCUCUUCAAGGAGAGGGAAACGGACGACGCCUCCCACCGGCCCCGGGAGCUGCCAGCCCGGGAAGGGCGCUCCAGACUGUCGCUGCUGGAGCAGGAGCUCAAGACCGUCACCUACUCGCUCCUGAAGCGUCUCAAGGAGCGCUCCCUCGACAGCCUCCUCGACGCCGUCGAGUCCCGCGGCGGCAUGCCCAGCGCUUGCGUCCUUGUCUCCCGCGCCGAGGUGCGCUUGGGCGGCCAGGCGGCUCCUCCGCACCUCCUGCUGGGCAAACUCUUCCGCUGGCCGGAUCUCCAGCACCCGGCCGAGCUGAAGCCGCUUUGCGAAUGCCGCAGCUUCGGCCUCCCCGACGGCCCCACGGUGUGCUGCAACCCCUAUCACUUCAGCAGGCUGUGCGGGCCAGAAUCUCCACCCCCUCCUUACUCCCGGCUGUCUCCAAACGAUGAGCAAAAGCCACUGGAUCUUUCAGAUUCCACAUUGUCCUACACUGAAACGGAGGCUACAAACUCGCCCAAUGUUACCCCUGGAGAGUUUUCAGAUGCCAGUAUGUCACCGGACGCUAUUAAGCAAAGCCACUGGUGCAACGUUGCCUACUGGGAACAUCGCACUCGUGUCGGGCGCCUCUACACAGUGUAUGAACAGUCUGUCAGUAUCUUUUAUGACCUACCUCAAGGAAACGGCUUCUGCCUUGGACAGCUGAACCUGGAGAACAGGAAUGAGACUGUCCGCCGGACUCGAAGCAAGAUCGGCUAUGGGAUUUUGCUCAGCAAAGAACCGGAUGGCGUGUGGGCUUACAACCGCAGCGAGCACCCGAUCUUCGUCAACUCCCCAACACUGGACAUUCCCAACUGUCGGACUCUGAUCGUGCGCAAAGUGAUGCCCGGCUAUUCAAUCAAGGUCUUUGAUUAUGAGAAGUCUUGCCUCUUACAGCACACCACUGACUUGGAAUACCCAGAUGGGCCUUACGACCCAAACAGUGUCCGGAUUAGCUUUGCUAAAGGCUGGGGACCUUGGUACUCGCGGCAGUUCAUCACCUCUUGCCCCUGCUGGUUGGAGAUUUUGCUCAACAACCACAGAUAGCCGUCGGCCUAGGAGGAGGGCCAAGCGGAACACACAGACCAUCCCAAAAUAUCAUCUACCUAGAUUUAAUAUAAAGUUUUAUAUAUUAUAUGAAAAUAUAUAUUAUACUUGUAAUUAUGGAGGCAUUUUUACAAUGUAAUUAUUUAUGUAUGGUGCAAUGUGUAUAUGGACAAAAAAAUGGAAAAUGCACUUUGGCUUAUAAGUCUUUCAGUACAGUUUUGUUUUUUCUUUCAGGAGGAAAAAAAUUAUACAGCAAAAAUUGGAGUAGCGCCAUGUUUUGGCUGUAUAGUUUUUUUUUAAAAAAAAUAGUAAUACCCAGACAAAAAGCUAAUACCAGUCACUCAUUGAUAAUAAAGUACUUGCAUUAUAGGUUCCCCUCCCCCCAAUUGUCUAUUUUUUA
Messenger RNA from Rhineura floridana, 2990 nucleotides. RefSeq names its product SMAD family member 6 (gene SMAD6). Gene Ontology annotation, biological process: anatomical structure morphogenesis; regulation of transcription by RNA polymerase II; BMP signaling pathway. The record is from RefSeq and is a predicted model, not a curated record. Lineage: Eukaryota; Metazoa; Chordata; Lepidosauria; Squamata; Rhineuridae. The coding region runs from base 1124 to 2590 and encodes 488 amino acids. Gene Ontology annotation, molecular function: transcription regulator inhibitor activity; I-SMAD binding. The transcript has 4 exons. Gene Ontology annotation, cellular component: heteromeric SMAD protein complex.